AAAUCUAAAUAUGGGUUCAGCUGCAAGUAAAGAAGGAGAGGAUACAACCAAGAGAACUGUCCUCACAGUGGCAGGAAUAUCUGCUCUUGUUGCAGGGGGAUACAUCUGCUACCGUUAUGGAGUAUUUUCAAGAAAGAAUCAAGUAGAGCAGAAGGAAAAGAUCGAUCAGACUAAGGCCGAAGAAGUGAAAGAUGAAGAAGUUAAUACCAAAGACGUUAAAAGAGAGGAAGCUAAAGUAAGUCAAGAGACUGCAAUAAAAAAGGAAGAUAAAUCCAAGAGUUCUCAAGGACAAGGAGCUCCAAUAUGAGAUGACCCUGUCGUCGAAGUCGAAAGUGAAGGAGAACUCAAAACAUCUACCAAAAAGGAAAAUGAACCAAUUGAAGAAGUAAAGCUUGAUGAGAAUUUUAUUAAUAUGAUGAAGAAUUUUGAAGCUACUUUAACAGAGCCCCAAAAAGAAUAUUGUGAAGAGGAAUGAGCUAAACUUAUCAAAGAACUUAAUAAGUCAAAAGAUGGAUAUGUAGAGGAGCUUAAACACCUUAGUAAAGAUGAUAUUUUAAAAAUGCUAAAAGUGACAGGAAGAUUAGGAAAGUCUAGAAGUAAACUUAUCAGACAUAAGAAUCAAGAUACUAGAGCCAAUUUGGUAAAAUCUAAUCCAGAUGCUUAUUUCCAAUAUGCAGUAAAGUCAAUAAUAGAAGAGGAAGGUCUUUACAAUGAAAGUAUUGAUUAUGUCCUACAAAGAGUAGGAGUCAGCCAGGAUGAUUUCUUCAACAUCCAAUCAAUUUACAUGAAUGAUAGCCAAUUUUGUGAAGCAUUGACCAAGAUCGAUAUGGAGACCCUUCCUCUCAAUGAAGGCGGGGAAGAGAAACAAUUGGAGCAAAUCCCUAAGAAGGCAUGUAAGAACAUGCUUAAGCAGCUGUAUAAGGAUGCUGAGAAGAUCUUUGAUUCUCUUUACAAGCAAAAAGUGGAAGACACUAACAUGAAAGAAUUGUCUCCAGUUCUGUUCGAGACUAUUGCAAAUGACUUGAUGUUUGUGAAGAAUGGCUAUAGAAUGGACGAUGUCUUGAGGAUAGCAAGCGAUUGCAAGUUGAUGAAUGACAAAGAGUUCAUGGAUUACAUUCAGAAAUAUCAGAAUAAGUUGUUAGCUUCAAUUGUCCAGGUUGAUAGUCAGCAACCUAUGAAUGCUUAAGAGUGGUUGAGAUUAAAUU
Molecule: messenger RNA, 1205 nt
Organism: Moneuplotes crassus
Lineage: Eukaryota; Ciliophora; Spirotrichea; Euplotida; Euplotidae
Source: the annotation of a GenBank genome assembly